UGAUGCACACGAGCACAUCGUGAAGUUCACCGCAGGCGCUGCGAUCGAGUAGCAGGAGUCUACAGCACGCUUCAUUUGUGAGGGAUUGUGAACGUACAGUUUUUUUUCUUGUCAAAAAUCUGCCUAAAUCUUUGGGCAAUGUGAAAUUAUUACCAGUAUGUGAUGUAGUGACAUCAAUAGGACAUGCAAUUACCCUUAGAAGCGAACCAAAGCAUUUCCGUUUGAGGAACUUUAUUCACUACAGCUCGAUGUCAUCCAGAAGCCGGACGAUGCGCGUUAAACCCUUGAGAUAGAUAGCGGCUUUAAGCGCCUAAUUGCAUGAGACUUGCACUAUGCCUUCCCUACACCAGGGCGCUAUUUUUAUUGGGGUGUUUUUAAUAGUCACCGGUGGCUCCACCGCUUUUCUAACUUCUAACCAAAGUAGACUUCAGGCGUUCAGUAUGUGCUGCGUGGUGCUCGGGGCGGUGAUGCUGAUAUUAGGACUCUUCUGGGCUAUGAAUGGAAAAAGAAACCCCGUGCCGUACAAUGAAGAGUUCAGCCACGACUACAGCCAAGUCCUUUUCACCCCACCACCUGGAAGCCACUUUCCUGAAUCUCAGUCUGUUUUUCUGCACGGGACUUUGCAGAGGCGAGGUGUGUACGGUGAGGACUUGGACUAUCCUCCAAUGGAGCCAGCAUGCUUCAGUCCUUCCAGUCGGGGUCGGCCGCCUCACUGGGACAUGGAACCUCCUCCACCUUAUGAGGUGGCCAUCAAAACAACUACAAGCUCAACACGACUAAGACGCAGCUAUUCGGACACACACCUGCUGACUGAACCACUCUUUGGGCGCUCACGGGAGAUCAGUUUUGAGGUUUAACAUACAGUACAAAGACCAACGAUCCACAAGUUAUCGAGCAGGUGUUCUGAUCUUAAACCUGGGUUCAUCAACCUGGGACUUGUCAAUUUAAACGUAGUGUUAAUAUAAACGUGUAGCAGCACAGAAAACAAGUGAUUCAUCUUUUUCUUUAUUUUAAACAACAUCAUUUGUGAAAAACCAAAAAACACAUCCUAGCUUCAAGGCAUUUAAAUAUCUUAUCACUUUAACUUUAAAAAAAAAAUUGUGUGUGUAUGUAUGUGUGACACAGGCCACUGGAACAGAAGCGUUUACCUCCCAUAGGAUGCAUUUGUCCUCCACAGCCACUUUUUUCAACAACAAAAUGCAUGGUAUUUAAACUGAGCUAGAUCAGGGACAUUGAAAAGUGUUUUGUUGGUUUAUUUAUUUAUUUAUUUUGGAGACUCUCAGGGUGAAACAAUGUGUUACCUUUAUUGGACAUUUUCAUUGAAGAUAAGCACACAGUUGUUACAGUCUCAAAACGAAAAUCACAAGCUUGGCAGACUUAAGAGUUCUGGCCAAAGAGACGAUUUAUGCAUAAGGCAAAUAUUGUGGUGCAUGAUAAAGGGAGCCCAUCUCUGCUGAGAAAACCACAUAGCCACACAGUGCAUUACUUUGUUUAAUGGGGAACUAAUGCUCUGCUGAUAUUGUUUGAAAGGCUAUAAAACAUGACUUUCGCCAUCGCCACUUCCUCUGACUCAACCAUUAUAAUGAUAUUCAUCUUUUAACAAGGGCACUUCUGGGUAUUCCAUCAUCACAUGCUUUGCCCAUAUAUGGAAUGUUUAAUUCAAACUGCAGAGACAAUCAAUGUGAUGUUUGCAUCAGUUUUGUUGGCAUGCUAGAAUAUUUAUUUGAGAUGUUGUACUUUGUUUUUUUAUAAAAAUUAAAUCAUAAACUCUAAUUCACUUUUCUUGUUGUUUCCCAUGUGCCAUUAAAUGGAAAAGAUUGCAUAAACUGUUGCACUAUAGUCAUGAAGUGAAAAAAAGUUAAAAGAAAAACGUGAAAAAAGUAUGUCGU
Triplophysa rosa is the source of this 1889-nucleotide messenger RNA. RefSeq lists its product as uncharacterized. Bases 333 to 857 code for a protein of 174 amino acids. The record is from RefSeq and is a predicted model, not a curated record. The transcript is spliced from 2 exons. Lineage: Eukaryota; Metazoa; Chordata; Actinopteri; Cypriniformes; Nemacheilidae.